ACUAUGUAGUGUUUCGUUUGGAAAUAAGUCAAAGACAGAAAGAAAACGUCGCAUUGCGGAGGAAACUACAGCUACUGGAACUGAAGGUAUCACGGGAGCGGGCAGAGAAAACAAUGCGAGAGCGCCUCCUCGCCAGUCGUCCCAGAAGUGUCAAGAUCCUCGACCUGAUACAGAGGAAUGGCAAGAGGUGAAGGACAUCUCACUGGAGCCUACAGGAGCUUUGGGAAGCCAGCUGGACACAAUACAUGGAGAGAUAACCAGCCAAUCACUGUUGAUGAGAGGAGAGGAACCUCAACCCAGCAUGUUAUCAUGAUAGAGUCUGCAGAUGUAGAGGCGGCAGGUCCUGGAGGAUCAUCUCUGGUCAAGCAGGAGAGGACUGAAGGAGAGGAGGACCGACAGCACAGCAGAGACAUCCAGACUGGAGCAGCGGCUGUAGUGGCGCCCCUUGUUGCCAUGGAGGACCACGCGACCGCCGUGCAGCCCAGGACCCAACGCAGCAUCACAGAGGUCAAUGGAAUGCUGAAUGCCAUCGUCAAGUCAGACACAGAGACUUUAACUGUAACACAAAGGCUCUUACACACAGGAUCUGACAACAGAUCAGACCCAGAGAGACUGGGGCCGGGGCCACUGGGCUGUCCUCCUGCUCCCGGCUUAGAGUAUUUACUUUACCCAAGCCCGAGGAUGGCUCAUUCCCAUCGGGACUCAGGUGACGCAUUAGAGACUGGCAAUGAUCCGUCUUGUUCUUACACUACAGAGAUGGACCCUUGCAAUAUGACCUUGGGUUUAGAGAGACAGACUGAUCUGUCUACAGGGGACUGGAACCGGUACAGUAGUAGUGUAUACUCCGAAAGGUGCUUAGAUAAGAAAGGGGAGGGUUUGGUCGUAGAUGAAGUGACUGUGAAAGUGGAGGGCGACAUUUCUCCCACAUGGAAUGCAGAUAGUAACCUAAGAGAUGGACACUCACGGGGAACAGAUUUCUUAGAUUACAGGGAAUGCUUAGAAACUAAUCCAAAUGUCACAACCCACUCCCCUUUACUCGUGCUCAGAGAUCGCGACUUAGUGUCCUCAUCGAUGGGGCCUUCCGAUUCACACAACUGCCUUUUUGAUCAGGUAUUGAACUCAAAUGACAGGGCUACAACCCAGGCUAUGGGAGGAGGAGCCACAUCAGGUAAUAGUAAAGAGAAACGGUUCCUCUGCAUGUUCUGUAACAAAGGCUUCAGCUGCCCCCAGAAAGUGAAGAUCCAUCAGAGGAUCCACACAGGGGAGAAACGCUUCAGGUGUACCCAGUGUCAUAUGCGCUUCGCCCAGGCUGGUGACCUGAAGAGGCACCAGAGGGUCCACACAGGGGUGAAACCCUUCAGCUGUACCCAGUGUCAUAUGCGCUUCGCCCAGGCUGGCCACCUGAAGAGGCACCAGAGGGUCCACACAGGGGAGAAACCCUACAGCUGCCCCCAGUGUGAGAAGAGGUUCUCCCGCCAGGACCAGCUGAAGAUGCACCUGAAGGUCCACAUGGGAGAAAAGCUGUUAGCUUGUACGCACUGAGCUACCUCAGGAUACACCAGCAGAAAAACCAUUCCACUAUAUAACAUAGAAAGUAACCGUUCUACUCUACAGCUUCUGACAUUUAGAUCAAACCCUGCAUUAAAGGCAAAGAUUAAUUUUCAUUGUUGUCCACAGAAAAGGUCGACAGACGUGUUUGGUAUAACGAGAGUAACAUAUUUCAGUGUUGAAUAUUCCAAAUUGUAUUUGUCACAUGCUUCGUAAACAACAGGUGUAGA
Salvelinus sp. IW2-2015 is the source of this 1778-nucleotide messenger RNA. The record is from RefSeq and is a predicted model, not a curated record. NCBI's taxonomy places the organism in Eukaryota, Metazoa, Chordata, Actinopteri, Salmoniformes, Salmonidae.